This is a messenger RNA of Raphanus sativus (radish), 1432 nucleotides long. Its product is annotated as BES1/BZR1 homolog protein 4. The record is from RefSeq and is a predicted model, not a curated record. Gene Ontology annotation, biological process: brassinosteroid mediated signaling pathway; DNA-templated transcription. Gene Ontology annotation, molecular function: DNA-binding transcription factor activity. Lineage: Eukaryota; Viridiplantae; Streptophyta; Magnoliopsida; Brassicales; Brassicaceae. The coding region runs from base 265 to 1212 and encodes 315 amino acids. The transcript is spliced from 2 exons.
UAAUAUAGGGUCAAAUCUUGGGUAAAUUGGGUAGUCUAAAGCUAAUAUCAGUAUGAAUAUAUUCAACAUCUUCUUCUCUAGCACGAGAGUUCUUGAUUAGCUUAAGCUUCUUGAACUUUUGAGGUGAUCGAAGAUUGUUUAGGCACGCUAGUACAAUCUGGUUGUUCUAUUACGGUCUUUGCUACUUUCUUGCCAGAUCUGAGAAGAGAAUUGUCUCUUUGAUCUGCCAAGAAACGGAGUUUAGUAGGGGAGGAAAAGAGAGUGAUGACGUCAGGGACGAGAAUGCCGACAUGGAGGGAGAGAGAGAACAACAAGAGGAGAGAGAGACGGAGGAGAGCAAUAGCGGCGAAGAUCUUCACCGGGUUGAGAAUGUACGGGAACUACGAGCUUCCCAAGCAUUGUGACAACAAUGAAGUGCUUAAAGCACUUUGCAACGAGGCUGGCUGGACCGUCGAACCCGAUGGCACUACUUACCGCAAGGGAUGUAGUAGACCAAUAGAGCGUAUGGACAUAGGUGGCGGUUCAGCAACCGCGAGUCCUUGCUCUUCCUAUCAGCCAAGCACGUGUGCUUCUUACAACCCUAGUCCAGGCUCCUCUAACUUCAUGAGCCCAUCUUCUUCUUCUUUCGCUAAUCUCACCUUUGGAGAUGGCCACCAAUCACUCAUGCCAUGGCUAAAACACCUCUCAACAACAACGUCAUCCUCAUCAGCUUCUUCAUCAUCAAGACUCCCUAACUACCUCUACAUCCCUGGAGGCUCCAUAAGCGCUCCUGUUACCCCUCCUUUUAGCUCUCCCACAGCUAGUACCCUGACCAUGAACCCUUUCUUUGUCUCUUCAACACCGCCCAGUCCCACAAGGCAGACCAUACCUGAAUCUGAAUGGUUCUCAGGGAUUGAACUCGCGCAGAGCGUUCCAGCUUCACCAACGUUCAGCCUCGUCUCACAAACCCCUUUUGGAUUCAAAGAGGCAGCAGGGAGAGGUGGAUCAAGGAUGUGGACACCAGGUCAAAGCGGGACUUGUUCACCGGCUAUUAUUACUCCUGGUGCUGAUCAGACAUCAGAUGUUCCAAUGUCUGAAGCUGCGACUCCUCCAGAGUUUGUGUUUGGUAGUAACACAAACGGGUUAGUGAAAGCAUGGGAAGGAGAGAGGAUACACGUAGAGAGUGGCUCAGAUGAUCUCGAGCUUACUCUUGGAAACUCAAGCACCAGGUAAUUGGAAAACCGGUCCAACCAAACCAGUCUCAGUAUGUCCCUUCAAUUAAAAUAUAAUUUAUUUUCCCAGAAUAUAAGGCUCAAAUUGAAACACGCUUUGAAUAUUCGUUUAUUUGUUACCCUUGUGGCUGUAUUCUUUCCCCUUUGUGUUCCCGAUCCACUCGGGUAACCAGCUAACCUAAAACCAGGUUUAGAUGGAUCUAGUCAGAUUAUGUUUCAUA